Acanthochromis polyacanthus (spiny chromis) is the source of this 3295-nucleotide messenger RNA. It is a transcript of the gene srpra, whose product is annotated as SRP receptor subunit alpha. NCBI's taxonomy places the organism in Eukaryota, Metazoa, Chordata, Actinopteri, Pomacentridae. Gene Ontology annotation, molecular function: GTP binding; GTPase activity; ATP hydrolysis activity. The record is from RefSeq and is a predicted model, not a curated record. Gene Ontology annotation, biological process: SRP-dependent cotranslational protein targeting to membrane. Gene Ontology annotation, cellular component: endoplasmic reticulum membrane; signal recognition particle receptor complex.
CACUGCGUCACUUCCGGACUCUGCAUCUGACGUGUCUGAAACAGUGUUGCGGUGGUGGUGGGAUUUCACUCGUGGGGGAUUUAUCAUCUAUUGAAGUAUUACCUGAUAGCAAGAUGCUAGACUUCUUCACCAUCUUCAGCAAAGGGGGGAUAGUGUUGUGGUGUUUCCAGGGAGCCGGGGUCACCGAAUCCUUCACGGGACCGGUGAACGCUCUGAUCCGCUCCGUGAUCCUCCAGGAGCGAAGUGGGAACAAUUCAUUUACUCAUGAGGCCCUGAGUCUUAAAUACAAGCUCGACAAUGAGUUUGAGUUAAUUUUUGUGGUGGGUUUUCAAAAGAUCCUGACGCUGACAUAUGUGGACAAGUUUAUAGAUGACGUUCAGCUUCACUUUAGGGAUCGUUACAAGAAUGAGCUGGAGCAAAAGGGGGCUUUGAAGCUUCUCAACAACAGCUUUGAAUUUGAGAAUGACUUCAAGAUGCUUCUUCGAGAGGCAGAGGACAGCAGUAAGGCUCGAAGCCCAGCCCCAAUGCGGUCCUUUAAGGAGUCUGAGAAAUCCCAAAAAACUGUGAAGUCGAUGAUUGAGACGAAAGGUGGGGACAAAGGCAAGGAACAGGGUGGAAAGAAGAAUAAAAAUACCAAAAGGAGGGUGAGUGCUUUUUGUGGUUGUCCUAAAAAAAAAGCUAAUUCGGAUGCUCCUGCAGUUGAGGCCUGCCAAGGGGGAUCAAGGCAAGGCCUCAUCCUCCGGCCAAAAAAUGGCUGAGAACGGUAACCAGGCUUGACUGCUGAUGAGAUCAUGCAAAAGAAGAGAGAGGAAUUUUUCCGCAAACGCAUGGUGGGAACUACUGAAAAGCCCAGUAAGUCCCCAAAACCUCAAAAGCCCGGGAGAAACAAAUGCGUUUGGGACAUGGGUGGUAACAGCACCAAGGACCUGGACUACAGCGAGAGGAAUGGAGAUGGUUCUACCAACGGUGGCGAGCAGAACCAGGAAGCACAAAUUGAUCUGGGAAUGCAGCCAAGCUCCAUGCAGGGAGACCUGCCGUCUGUGGACUAUGAGUCCAGCGAGGGAGAGGAGAUGGAGGACGAAGACGAGGAAGUGGUUGUCAGUGAAACAAGCAAGACCAGCUCCAAGAAAGGUGGUGGUUUUGGGGGAAUGUUUGGGAUGCUGAAGGGCCUGGUGGGCUCCAAGAGUUUGUCCCAGGAGGACAUGGAGCCAGUGCUGGAGAAGAUGAGGGACCACCUCAUCGCAAAGAAUGUAGCAGCCGACAUUGCCUCCCAGCUCUGUGACUCUGUAGCCAAAAAACUGGAGGGCAAAGUCAUGGGCACAUUCACCACUGUGGCCUCAACAGUAAAGCAGGCCCUGCAGGACUCACUGGUGCAGAUCCUGCAGCCCAAGCGAAUGGAUAUUCUGAGAGAUGUCAUGGAGGCGCAGAGCCAGCGAAGGCCUUUUGUCAUUACAUUUUGUGGUGUCAACGGGGUUGGAAAGUCUACCAACCUUGCGAAGAUCUCCUACUGGCUGAUUGAGAACGGUUUCACUGUCCUGAUCGCAGCCUGUGACACGUUUCGUGCCGGGGCAGUGGAGCAGCUCCGAACUCAUCAGCGCCGCCUGAACUCUCUGCAUCCCCCAGAGAAGCACGGAGGACGCCCCAGUGUCCAGCUCUAUGAGAAGGGCUACGGGAAAGAUGCAGCUGGAAUUGCCAUGGAGGCCAUCGCCUAUGCCCGCAACCAGGCCUUCGAUGUAGUGCUGGUGGACACUGCUGGGCGUAUGCAGGACAACGCCCCCCUAAUGACAGCUCUGGCCAAACUUAUUGCAGUCAACAUGCCCGACCUGGUGCUGUUUGUUGGGGAGGCUCUGGUGGGCAAUGAGGCAGUUGACCAGCUGGUGAAGUUCAACCAGGCUCUGGCAGACCACUCCAUGUCUGACAAGCCUCGCCUCAUCGAUGGCAUUGUACUCACUAAGUUUGACACCAUUGAUGACAAGGUGGGUGCUGCCAUCUCGAUGACUUACAUCACAGGCCAGCCUAUUGUGUUUGUGGGCACCGGGCAGACCUACAACGACCUGCGCAGCCUCAACGCUCGCGCCGUGGUCAGCGCCCUGAUGAAGGCUUAAGUGGCCGCAUGUUCUACUGUUUAUUCGUCAUCGCAAGGAAGCCAACAACACCUUCGCCAUGCUGCCACGUGAUGUUCCAGCCCUGCUAGUCUGCGUCUCUCAUGUUCCUGGCCAGCCCUCUCUACUUUACAUCGAAUGAAUUAACUCAUCUCACACGCAGGACUUUGUUCUCCCAGUGCAGGACAAGUGUGCACUAUAAAAGACGGAACAUUUUGCAACAAAGCCAGAGGAGCCUCCCUUUGCAUUAUUUCUAAACUUUUGGGCCAAAUUAGAGAGUACCUCAGAUAAGCUUGUGUUCUCAAACGGUGAAGUCACAUCCAAAUGACGUUUUAGCUGACGAAAUGGACCUAGGCUGGGGUCAUCAGUUUACUGCUGACAGUGGGAAAAAAAAAAAAAAACUUAAACAAAAAAUUCUCUACCUGGCAUUUUGUCAGUCAGUUUUCCCCUCUUCAUGUAAAUGAGGUCAGGUUGUGACGGCUUGCUGGAUGUGACAUUUCACCAGCUGCCUGUGCCUGAGGAAAGCUAAGUGACCAUAGUGCCUAUCUGUCUCCUGUCUUCUUAGUUUUCACUUUCACUACAUGAAGCGUUACCUACCAAGAAUACAAUGCCAGUUCAGAUCAGAAACCACUUCUCCUAGUCUAGUGGAGGAAACGGUGUACAGCUAACUAUCGACAACCUAAAAGGUUAGUACAUGUUGUCCAAAUAGAAGUCCAGGCUCAAUGGAGGCUGAUCCUCAGUACACAAAAAAUAAAUUCAUAUCUCCUAAACAACACACUAACAACUGUGGAUCUACUUUUACUUUAGAUUGUUCUUUGAUUAUCUUCUCCCACAGCUACUCGCCUACCUAAUACAGCACAUUUUCAUUACAAAGUGGAGCCUUUGAUCCUUCAGUUUAUAGCAGACGAAAAGUGGAAGGACAUUUUGUAAAUUUAUUUUUUUUUAGUUCCUAUAGGGUGCCAUAGAUUUCAGAAUACACUUUGUUUUAAAUGAAUUUCUAUGGCCCUUUAAUUUAUUUCCCCCUCUGAUUUAUUCUUCAUUUAUAAGAGGAAAUAGUCUUAAAUAAGUCUACCCCCUUUAAAUUGUGGUAGUGCAAUAUGAGAGAAUCAAGAGUUAUACUGAAGAUUUGAGCUAAUUUAUGAGAAUGUAAACAUUUCUAAAUAAAGCUGCUAUAUGCUAUGACAGCCUGUAAA